Messenger RNA from Meira miltonrushii, 2949 nucleotides. RefSeq lists its product as uncharacterized. Bases 41 to 2926 code for a protein of 961 amino acids. The record is from RefSeq and is a predicted model, not a curated record. NCBI's taxonomy places the organism in Eukaryota, Fungi, Basidiomycota, Exobasidiomycetes, Exobasidiales, Brachybasidiaceae. The transcript has a single exon. Gene Ontology annotation, molecular function: protein binding.
UGUUUCUUUUCUUCUUCCAUUUCCACAAGCAAUCAACACAAUGACUUCAACGUCAUCAAAAUGCACUCUAACAGAUCUACCAUCAGAACUUCUUCAUCAAAUAUUGGCAAAAUGUGAACCUUCGGAUUUAGGAUCACUAAGCCGAGUGAAUCGAAGUUUGCAUGAUUAUAUCCGAGAUGCAGCACACUUAUGGAAAGAAGUAUAUGCCAAUCGAUGGGAUACAUAUUCAACUAGCUUUCAAGAUCAUCUUGUCAACCUGGGGUGCCCUUCAACAAGCUCAGUCACAAUUGCCAAUCCCGAACAGAAAAGCACACAAAGAACAAACAAAGUACCUUUCGAUCAUGCAAGACAAGUACAACGAAGAACGUGGGCAGAAAAGAGAUUAAAGGAUUUAUACAAACGUCCAAUAGACUUGUAUGCAAACUACAAUGAAACUCUUCGUGCUUUGAUUGCGGUUGCUCGUUCCCGCUCUUUACGUAAAGCGUCUCAAAUGGAAGCGGAUACCGAUGAUGAGAACGAAUUAGGCUUGAGUGCAGAGUAUCUCACAACGCUGCUUACCAAUCCAGAAAGCAUGGACAUCUUUCGCAAAGUGGUAUACCCUCGCGAUGAUAUCAAGCUGAUACGUCAAUGGCAAUUGAAAAACCUUUCCGAACAACGUGAAAAGCUCAAAGGCGUUAUGAAACGGGAAGAAAAGCGAGCCCGAUCGGCUUCUUCUGGAUCACCAAAUACGGCAAAGAAAUCAAAACGAUCUCAUUCUAUGCAAGAAGGUAUUGAGGGAUCAAGUGAAGUAGCAAGCACCAGCUUGCUGUCCCCGCCAAAGAGAAGAUCAGCUCGCGUACAACUACAUGCAUACCCUACCGAACUACACCAUCUGCUUUAUGAUAGAGGAGGAAACAAUCUCAUCACACUUGAUGACGGCACUGGUCUUGCCAACUUAGAGGCUUUAGAGCUUGUAGAUGAGCAGCUGGCGGCACAAUUGCAUGUAUUGCAUGGUAUUCAUCCCGGCUUCCGUCCUUCUAACGAGAAACGAUCGAACAAUCGUACUACUGCGCGAGCUGAUGGUGUAGAAAGUGAAAGUGAUGAUCCCGACUUCUCUGACCAUGGCUCUAUCCCUGAAGAAGAGGAAGAUGAAGAAGUAUCCGAUACACAUGAUGAAGAAGAGGAGGAGCCGGAUGAGAUGCACCAUAACAUCUUUCGAUUUUUCAUCAAUCAAAUGGAUAUCAACAGAAGACCCAGGGAACCUGCUCUAGGCAGCAGCUUGGGACAUCAAGGUAAUCUACAACUACGUGGAAGGGCAAGAGAGAUUGUGUAUGAUACUGCACGAUAUGGAGUAGAGAACAGCUUCGGCCCUCUUCGUGCUUGGCGGGAAAGAUUUGUGAAUAUUGAUGGACCAAGGAUACGCUCAACGCAAGAAUGGGAAGAUGAAGAAGAUGAAGAAUGGCAAGGCGAAUGGAUUCUAGAUGCUCGAGAUUUAGAAGAAAAUUUUGAAGUGAUUUCGGAAGGAGAACAUGAAUCUGAUGGACAUCGGUCUGGGGAAGAGGAAGACGAAGGAGCUAUACAAGACGCUUUGGCAGAGGGAGAAGAUGAAGAAGCUGAUCCGGACUUUGUUGGACAUCAGCUCGAUCAAGCUGAUGAAGAAGAGGACGAGGAUGACGAAGACGACGACGAUGAUGAUGAAACCGAGGCAUUGUUUGGUAUUCGUGCUCUUGCUAUUUCUAUGAGUCGAGGAUGCCUUCCAUGGGCCGAAGCUGCACACCUGUCUGGAAAGAUGAACAAAGGUCGUGGACAGUAUGACCAUACGAAUGGAGAGACUGAAUUGAAUCAAGUAUGGAGAAUGGACAAGAGAGUUGAUUGGGUCAUCCUAGAAAGUAUCAUGAUCGUGAUGUAUUGCAAUAUACGACAUGCGGUUCUGAAUCAUGCAUGGGGUAAAGCAUUUCGAUUACCGGGAUUAGAAACGUCUUUGGUUGGUCGUGAUCGAUUUGCAAGGCAGAUAUAUUUGGACAACGAACAAUCUCGAAACAGCUAUAAUCCUGAUGAAGCGUGGAAGAAUGUGUUGGGAUUACCGGUCGGAUGGAAUCACACUCGCGGUGCCCUUGAUACACGGGACCCUGCUAAUCAUUCCACAAAGCCGCAAAAGCCAUACGAUUGGGCACACGUUGAGAGUACAUGGAUUGGUACAUACGCAUUCUUGGACUGGACAAAAUGGGCAUCUUUCAAUGCUCGUGAUCCGAUCAGUCGUGGAUUACCGGACCCAAGAUUGAGUCAUCAUCAGGGAGCGCCAGAAUUCGGCCCUUUCCCUUAUGGACAUACACAAGGAUCUCCAAGUUUGGAAGGAGAACGUGAAGCGCUUGGUGAUUGCUUACAAUUGCGCUUGGAGCUCUUGCCGAUGGAGGAACAAAGGUAUUUCAAUGAGAAUGAUCGAUAUGAUUCCUUUUUCGAAGGGUAUGAUGACCAGCUAACAGACGAACAGACUGGAGAAAAGAAGUCAGAAGAGGGUCCUAGCACCUGUCAGGCAUUCCAAAGUCCAGAUCAUUAUCCAAUCUUACGAUUCCGCGGACAUACACGGACGUAUAUUGAUGAAGGUGAACCGAUCCCACGUGGAGAAUGUUAUGGAUCCGUUCGACCGAUCUACGAUACGGAAGAUGAUGAUCCAGAGCUGUCCAAAAAGAGACCGCAAGAUGUAUGCAAUCGAAAUCGAGCAAUCGUUGCAUUGCAUUGGGAAAUCACCCAUAGAUAUGACGGAGAAGAUGCUUGGUCUUUGAGUGGCGUUCAAGCAGGACCUCCGGGUACACAAUCGCCCAUUUAUGGUAUUUGGGGUUCAGCACAAAGACGUGAUAAUAUGUCACCUUGUGGACCGUUUGCAUACUAUCGUGUUGAUGAUAGAAAGUGGAAAGAUUUGGAUGCACAGCAAAGGGGUGCGGUUUGAGAUUUCGAUUGUAUAGCAUUUAA